Pseudopipra pipra is the source of this 1295-nucleotide messenger RNA. Its product is annotated as T-cell surface glycoprotein CD1b-3-like. The record is from RefSeq and is a predicted model, not a curated record. The transcript is spliced from 6 exons. The coding region runs from base 1 to 1080 and encodes 359 amino acids. Gene Ontology annotation, cellular component: external side of plasma membrane. Gene Ontology annotation, biological process: positive regulation of T cell mediated cytotoxicity; immune response; antigen processing and presentation, exogenous lipid antigen via MHC class Ib. Gene Ontology annotation, molecular function: endogenous lipid antigen binding; exogenous lipid antigen binding; lipopeptide binding. Lineage: Eukaryota; Metazoa; Chordata; Aves; Passeriformes; Pipridae.
AUGGGCAGCCCUGCAGGAUCUCUGCAACCUCAAGGACCUGGCCCUCAGCCCCUCCACUUUCCCUGUCCCUCUCCUCCCUGCCAACCCCUGUCUCAUGUAGGGACCUUCACUAUCCGGCUGCUUCACACCUUUACCUUCCAAAACACCUCCUUUGUGGACAUAGAGGGGUUAGGCCUGCUGGAAGACAUCCAACUUGGGUCUCUUGAUAAGCAUACCUGGGACAUCCACUUCUGCCAGCCCUGGGUGCAUCCAGCCCUGCCCCGCAGUGAGUGGGACACCAUUGACAACAUGCUCAAGAUCUAUUUUCAUAAUUUCAUCCACCUGAGCAAUGAAGGGGCCGUACAGAAGGAUGUGCCCUACCCCUUUGUGGCUCAGUCCAUGGCAGGCUGCAAGCUCUACCCCAACAGGACCUCUCGGAUGUUUGCCUAUGUGGGCUACAAUGGGCAGGACUUCCUCAGCCUAGACACAGACAGUGCCACCUGGACCCUCUCCCAGGACACCGACCUGGCACGGUACGUGAGGGAUGUCCUCCAGAACACCACCCUCGCUGAGGCGGUGGAGGGCAUCUUCAACGAUACCUGCGUCAGUGCCCUGGAGAUGUUCCUGAGUUACGGCAGGGCAGCUCUGGAGAGACAAGAGCUGCCCGUGGCCACGGUCUUUGCCCGCACGCCCAGCCCACACCAGCUGCUGCUGGUUUGCCACGUCACCGCCUUCUACCCCCGGCCCAUCAGCGUGGCCUGGCUGAGGGAUGGCCACGAGGUGCCUCCGGGCCCGCAGCUCAACACCAGCCCCGUCCUGCCCAACGCUGACCUCACCUACCAGCUCUCCAGCGUCCUGGCCGUGGCCCCCCAGGACGGGCACAGCUACGCCUGCCGCGUGCGCCACCGCAGCCUGGGCACCCGCAGCCUCCUCGUCCCCUGGGGCAACUCACAGCUGCUGCUCAUCACAGGGCUCGUGGCCGGGCUGCUGGGAGCCGUGGCUCUUGCUGCCCUGAUGCUGCUUUGCCUCUGCAGACGCAGAAAGCACCAGGGCACAGAGGAACCAGAGUCCAGGAACUCCAUCCUGAGCAAAGAAGCUUAGCCCAGAAGGGAGACAACUGUCCCCAUUCCCUCUUGGCACCUGUCAGCCAACAGGGACAAGAAUUACCUUCUUCUGCUUCAAGAUUGCAAGACUAACUCGACUCAGAGAUGCAGGGGAGAAACCUGGGUGGCUUCUGACUCACUUGAAUUUGCUAAGCAGACACAGACACAGGUCUGAGACCUCCUCACGUUUUACACCUCUUGUGCCACUGCCUU